Dujonia railenensis is the source of this 1470-nucleotide messenger RNA. NCBI's taxonomy places the organism in Eukaryota, Fungi, Ascomycota, Pichiomycetes, Serinales, Debaryomycetaceae. The record is from the annotation of a GenBank genome assembly.
AUGGCAGACGAAUUAGAAAAUGCACCAUUGAUCGAGGCUGAUCAAGUAGAUCAAGUUGACCAUGUUGACCAAGUCGAGCACGCUGACCAAGAUGGAGUGGUGGCUGAAUCGCUGGUACCUCAUGGCUACCUCGCACCAGAGGACAUCGAAUAUGAAUUCGGUGGACCUGCCGGUGCUGUAGGUAUGAUGGUAGGGUUCCCGCUCCUCAUGUACUACAUGUGGAUCAGUGCCCAGUUCUUCGACGGCUACCCAGCUUGGCCCACUGCCGAUCAGCUGUGGAGCUCGUUCAUCGUAGACACUUUGUUUUGGAAAUACUUUGUAGCGUACGGGAUUCCAAGCGUCAAGACUUUUGUAAUCUUUACUGGAUUCGUUUUGGUUCAGGGUAUAUUUUACGUUACCUUACCUGGUGUCUGGACCAAGGGCCAGCCUUUGACACAUUUGAACAACAAGCAAUUGCCUUACUACUGUAAUGCUAUCUGGUCUCUUUACACCACGCUCGUAAUUCUCGUCUUCUUGCACGUACUGGGAAUUUUCAAGUUGUACUACAUCUUGGAUAAGUUCGGUGAAAUUAUGACCACUGCAAUCUUCUACGGUAUCUCGUUCAGUGUUGGGUUAUACUUGGUUUGUCUUUACGUGACCGAGGACUAUCAUAGAAUGACUGGUAACCACCUCUACGAUUUAUUCAUGGGUGCACCAUUAAACCCAAGAAUUGGAAAGUACCUCGAUUUGAAGAUGUUCUUCGAAGUCAGAUUACCUUGGUUUUUCUUGUUCUUCUUGAGUUUGGCCUGUUGCUUGAAACAGUACGAUGAAUACGGAUACGUUUCUCCACAAGCUGCCUUCGUCUUGCUAGCCCACUGGCUCUAUGCUAACGCCUGUGCCAAGGGUGAAGAGUUGAUUGUUCCUACUUGGGACAUGGCCUACGAAAAGUUUGGGUUUAUGCUUAUCUUCUGGAACAUUGCCGGUGUGCCAUUCACUUACUGUCACUGUACUUUGUACUUGGCAUGGCACGAUCCUGCCGAGUACCAAUGGCACUGGGCUUACAACUUGUCCUUGUUUGUUGUUUUACUUACUGCUUACUACUUCUUUGACACUGGGAACAGACAAAAGAACUCAUUCAGAAGACAACUUGCUGGUAACACCCAUUUGAGAAAGACAUUCCCAUACUUGCCCCACGGUGAUAUCAUCAACCCUAAGUACAUUGAAUGUGAAAAUGGCUCUUACUUGUUAACUGACGGAUGGGUUGUCUACGCCAGAAAGUUCCACUACACUGCCGACUGGACCCAAGCAUUGACCUGGGGUCUUAUCUGUGGAUUCGCAUCUCCAUUCCCAUGGUUCUUCCCAGUCUUCUUCUUUAUUGUUUUAGUCCACAGAGGUUUCAGAGACCAAAGAAAGUGUGAAAGAAAGUACGGUAAAGAUUGGGACAGAUACGUCGAAGCAUGUCCAUACAUGUUCAUCCCAUACGUGUUUUAA